CUGUUUUGCUCUACCCCGUUUGUAUAGGGUAGUAGCAGCGGGUUUGCAGCUCGCCUCCACGGAAGCCGUGAGUCCAGGAUAGAGUCUGGGGGCAUAAAUUUUCUGCACCCUCUCAAUCAAGAUUUGAUUCCCGUAUCAAAUGCUCUGAGCCUCGUUAGAGCUUCGGAUCUCCCUUUGCGAUUUCAACAUCGCGUUUUGAAAAACACCAUGUCGAACUACGACGUUCCGGUAUUAUCAGGCGCUGAUAACUACCGGAGUUGGAGGAACAGAUUGAGGUUCUAUUUGACCAUCGAGGAGGUUUGGCGUAUUGUCGAUGGGACCAAGAAGGACCCAGCUGAACUGUAUCCCGACAUUUUCAACAAACAACAAGCCGGCAUCAGCACUCGAUGUCAGACGGAGGAGGAAAACGCCCUGCGAAAGGAAAAGGACGAAUGGGAUCAAAAGAACCAUAAAGCAAUGGAUGCAAUCUGUCGUACCCUGUCUAAAGCAAUCUUUGACGAAGUCAGGAAGAGAAACUUUGAACACGCAGCGGAGAUCUGGACAUACCUAAAGGAAUAUGACGUUAUAUCCGGCGCUCAAUCUCUGGAAGGACUGAAGACUGCCAUGAGAACCCACUACUCUACAUGCAAGGAUGUGCAGGAGUAUAUCCACAAGAUGCAAGCUGCUAUCCGGAAGAUCAAGCGAAGCCUUUCUGGAGAACCCUGGCCAGAAGCUUUAGGUGCCCAGUUCCUUCUAUGCAACCUCGACGAGAAGUGGGAUACGUUCAUGAUAGUGUUCCUGAACAGAACGGCGUGUCAAAUUCAAUUCCGAAAUGUCGUCAAACCUGAUCAAGGCCCAGAAGGGAAAGCAAAACUCUCGUGGGAACAGGUCUCGAGGAGGAACACCAAAGUUCUGCAAAUGAUGUUGGAAAAAAGGCCACUGAGCUAGCCGGAUGAUUGCCAGCUUAAGGGGGUGUGUUGGCGCACAAAACGAAUGCCAGGUGAUCUGUCAAUCAUCCGUUUGCAGCAGGUUCUUUGUAUGCUAGAGAUAAAUACGGGUUCAAAUCGCCCCUAGACCUAGAAGCACUUGAGUCCAAAGAAAAGUCCUAACUACACAUGAGAUAUGGAAUGAUGUGUAAUAUAGUGUGCUGCCUGAU
Paecilomyces variotii is the source of this 1135-nucleotide messenger RNA. RefSeq lists its product as hypothetical. Lineage: Eukaryota; Fungi; Ascomycota; Eurotiomycetes; Eurotiales; Thermoascaceae. The record is from RefSeq and is a predicted model, not a curated record. Bases 208 to 927 code for a protein of 239 amino acids. The transcript has 3 exons.